Messenger RNA from Ectocarpus sp. CCAP 1310/34, 1072 nucleotides. The record is from the annotation of a GenBank genome assembly. Lineage: Eukaryota; Phaeophyceae; Ectocarpales; Ectocarpaceae.
AUGGUCCUGACGUACGACGCCGUCUUGGCGCUCUACUCGUUUUCUGUGGAAGGAGGGGUGGGUGGGGAAGGGAGCGACGUCCUGUCGUCCCCAGCUUGCGAGCAGCGUCUCGGGAGAUGGCAUGCCUCUACGUGUGCGAUGGCAUUCCACGGAGCCACGGACACGGUGGCCGUGGUAGGCCCUUCGGGUGCCUCCUGCCCCGAUUCCUUCCUCUCCCUCACCCUCUGGCGAGUGACCGGGGGCGCCGUCGCCGCCGCCGCCGCCGCCGCCGCAACCGUCGAACAAGGCAGCGCCUACGCCGCUGCUGGCGGAGGUGCCGACCUGCGCGCCCGUGGGUCGAGGCUGGCGGGGAGGAGCGCCGCCAUGCCGCUGCCGCCGCUUCGGCUGACGGAGCUCCACUUCGUAGCGCUGGAGGGGGGGUCGCUCGUGGUCCCCGCGCCGCGGGCGGGGUUGGACAGGGCGCCCCCCGGGACGGUGCCGGCGUUGCUGCCCUUGUUUUUCCCGGGGCUGCGAGCUGUGGCGCCCCCUGUGCAGGUGGUGUUCAACCCGUCAGGAGACAGGCUGGCCGUGCUUGACAUCGCGGGAGGGGUCAGCAUCGUGGAAACUUCGGAGGACGCCGCUGUCGCCUCCUCCCUCGGCCGCAGGUGUCUUUCCGCAGACGGCCGCUCCUGGCAUCGCGUUACGGGGGCCACAGCAGCAGCAGCAGCAGCAGCAGCAGCAGCAGCAGCAGCAGCAAGAGGGCCACCGAUGCCGGCGGAGACCACCACCGCUCGCCCCUCCGGAGGCGGCACCGGCGCCGCCGUCCCGCGGGCAGUGUCCGUCGGGUGGUGGUCGGAGCUUACCCUGGCGGCGAUGUCCUCCGCUGGCGAUCUCGCUUUCCUCGACGCUCCGCCCUUGGAGGCCGGCCCCGCUACCGCCGCCACCGUCGAGAUCGCCGCCGCCUUCCGCAACAGCGCCGGAGACCGGGGGGGGGUGGGGGGACCGAGACCCCCUCCGCUGGGCCCCCGGUGCUCGGUCUGGUUCGCGGGGGACGGGCGGAGGGCGGCCGUCUGCUGGCCCGGCGCGGGGGGCG